GCCGUUUUUGGCGUUGCUCUCAGAGUAGGAGAUGAGAAGAGAAGCAAGAAAGGGAGGCUCAAACAGACAAGCACAAAGACCUGCACUGGAAACGGACUGACGCAGUAAACAAAUCUGCCUUUUAACCAUCUGACAUGAUGUUGAUCUUCCUGCUUUUUUGGCUAAGCUUGUCAACAACAAGCGCAGCUCCUAACCUACGGAAAACACCCACAGAGGCACCUAUUCUAGUCACCGCACCACCAACUGAAACUAGAUCCCGCUUUGCCAUGUUAGAUGAUGUACGACUCCUGGCUAACGGUCUGCUCCAGCUCGGCCAGAGCCUCCGAGAGUUUGUGCACAAGACCAAGUCUCAGAUCAAUGACAUCUUCCAGAAGCUGAACAUCUUUGAUCGCUCCUUCUAUCAGCUCUCGGUGGUCACCAGUGAAAUCAAAGAGGAAGAGGAGAAGUUGAAGGAAACAACUAUAUUUUUGAAGGCUAACAAUGAGGAGAUCAAAAAUAUGUCUUUAGAGAUCAACUCCAAAAUCAACAAUAUUCUCCAAGAGCGAAGCCAGUUGCACAGUAAGGUUGGUGGGCUGGAGGAAAAGCUGAAGGGUUUGUCUCAGAGCAUAAUGCCUCUGGAGCAACUUCAAGAGAUCAGUGCUUUGAAGGAUGUGAUUGAAACACAAGAAAGGACCAUUACAGAUUUGCUUAAAUCUGUUAAAGAGCAACACGAACAACUCGAUUACCAGAAGAUCAAAAUUAAGAGUCUUGAGGAUAAGCUGAACUAUGACUCUAUUCAAGACACAGUUGAAAAACCUUUGGAUUUAAAUCCAGAAACGCCUGACCCUUUCCGAUACUUAACAAUGAACUCCACUAACGGAACUGCUCAAAUAAAUGACUUUCCAAUGGACUGCAGUGAUGUGUUCAAAAGAGGCCAGAGGACCAGUGGAAUUUACCCAAUCAAACCCAAUCAAUCUGAGCCUUUCUAUGUUUACUGUGAGAUAAGUGCUGAUGGUGCAGCCACAGUCAUUCAGAGGAGGGAGGAUGGUUCUGUUGAUUUUGAUCAGUCGUGGGAAAAAUAUGUUUAUGGAUUUGGCAAACCGGAAAAAGAGUUCUGGCUUGGCUUGGCGAAGAUUUAUUCCAUUGCUCAACAAGGACAAUACAUUUUACACAUUGAACUGGAAGACCUGAAGGAGGAAAAGAGAUUCAUAGAGUACACAUUCACUCUGGAAGGUCCUGCAUCUGAUUACACUCUUCACGUGGCACCUCUGUCUGGAGAUUUGCCUGAUGCCAUGAGCAACCACACGGGCAUGAAGUUCUCAACCAAGGAUAGAGACAAUGACAAUCACGACGAGUCAAACUGCGCCCGCAACUACACAGGUGGCUGGUGGUUUGACGCAUGUGGGGACACCAACUUAAAUGGGAGAUACGCCUUGAUGAGGUCAAGGGCUCGGCACCAACGCAGGAAAGGAAUCUACUGGAGGCCGGCCAAAGGAAGCUCCUACACACUUAAAUCCACAAAGAUCACCAUCAGACCAUCAACCCAGGUUCAAUAAUCCCUGACCCUAUCUCUCCAUUGAGUAAUUCAGAAUCAAUCAGACAGGUCACGCUGGCAACAGACACUGGCCGACAAAGCUUUUCACUUUCUCUACAGACAGCAGAAACUGAAUGAUGCAACUGUAACAGGUCAUUGACUCUGGUAGAGGUUAAAAACAAAGUCAAAGGGGUAUUGCAACAUGCAUGUGUUAGUUUGAAAUCUUCAUAGGUCAUCAACUUGCAGCUUGCUGAUCAAGAAAAGUUAAAAAAUGCUAAUACUGAACAGGUUCAAACGCCUUCGUUACAUGGCGGAUCACACCUCUGGAAGAGGACAUGGUGCAUGUUAUUAUCAAGAGUCAACAGGAAUGAACAAUAAGUUUGUAGACUAUAUUGAUAUUGUUAUUGCAUUGUAUUCAGCUAUAGAGCUUCUCAACAUCUUUUCACAUACUGUGUUAACUUCACUGUUAAGUUUUUAAGUAUUUAAUCAAUGUAUACAAAUGUGCAACAGUAGAAAAGCAAUGGGUAACACUUUGUAAUAACCUUCAUUAAAUUAAGACUACAAUGCUUAACAAAUUAUUAUAUUAUAUUAUAUACACAUAUUUGUAAUUUUGACAUUGAAAAUUAUUACAAAGUGUUAAAUAGUAUUACCAAAUGUGCUGUUAUGGUUGAAGUUGGAUGUUUUGCUUGUCUGUUUCUGUUAUUGAGUCAUAUUGACUCUUGGUUAUGCUUUGUACAUACUCAGCUGUACUGUAUAUAUUUAGUUUACACAAUGUUUCUCAAUGGUAGUCAGAUGCAUCAUAUUUAUAGCAACACAUUUAGAUAAGGCAAAAAUAAAAACCAAUCUUUCUGUAAAUUAGCCACUCACUAUGGAAGCCCGUUUCCGCCACUGAAUAACAAUAAAAAAGGUAACUGACUUUAAACACGUAAAAGUGAGUUAUAAAGUCAGAACUGUGAAAAACUGUAUAAAGUUGUAAGAAAAAAAGCCAGUCUUUUCCCCUCUCAAAAUUGGACUUUAUAACUUGCAGUUGCAAGUUUAUAUCUCACAAUUCUGAGAAAAAUCAGAAUUCUAACUUUAAA
Molecule: messenger RNA, 2592 nt
Organism: Labeo rohita (rohu)
Lineage: Eukaryota; Metazoa; Chordata; Actinopteri; Cypriniformes; Cyprinidae
Gene: angptl3
Product: angiopoietin-like 3
Exons: 7
Coding region: 135-1535 (466 amino acids)
Biological process (GO): triglyceride homeostasis; phospholipid homeostasis; cholesterol homeostasis
Source: RefSeq, a predicted model, not a curated record